Molecule: messenger RNA, 2774 nt
Organism: Culex pipiens pallens (northern house mosquito)
Lineage: Eukaryota; Metazoa; Arthropoda; Insecta; Diptera; Culicidae
Product: mitochondrial thiamine pyrophosphate carrier-like
Exons: 3
Coding region: 799-1731 (310 amino acids)
Biological process (GO): thiamine pyrophosphate transmembrane transport
Cellular component (GO): mitochondrial inner membrane
Molecular function (GO): thiamine transmembrane transporter activity
Source: RefSeq, a predicted model, not a curated record
CUUCGCGCGAGUCGCGAGAAGCCGGCAUCGCGAUCAAAACAGAUCAAAACAAACCAUGCGCAGUUUGGAGGAACCAUCUUUUACAUCCGCAGACCGUGGCCAGAAGUAAACAAGGAAACGUUGAUUUUUACGUAAUUCUCGUGCGGGGGCGAAAGGUGUUUUGUUUGCGGUUCGUCAUCGAUGACCUAAUCACAACACAACAUCUGGAAGAGGCAGCCGUGAGCGGGAGGAGGAGGAGGCAUGCUGCAGCGCGGUUGUCCGCUUUUUUGGGACGCUGCCAACAACAGCUGCUGUAAUGCACCUCGGGCCAUCAACAUCGGUGUGUCGAUCGAUAACAACAAACAAUAACAAACUUACGAGAGCUCGAGGGAUGACGACAGUCGGAGGAGGGGUGCUGGUGGUGGACUUGUUGUAAUCCUGGCGCACAAGAAGAUUGCAAUUAAGUGUACAGGGGAAGAGGAGAAUGAUGCGAUUUUUGGGAAAGUAAGAGUAACAGAAGCGAAGAGAUAACAGAUUCAACGCAAACAUAUCAGCACGCGAGCGAAGAAAGAACCGCCGCGGCAACAGUCACGCUGGUUGGCAUUGGCACGAAAUAAUAAUCAGUAGCAGCAUUAGGUCACGGCGCGCAGUGUUCUUUCUGCUAACCUCAAACGAAAGAGAGGCGAGCGCCCCCGAAAAAAAAGCAGCCAGAGGUUGUGAUAUAACACCUUUUGCACACAUCGGUUCGAAGUGGUUGAAAACGGAAUCUCGUCGGAAAUCGGUUAAUCGGCAGCGGCUGGGACCGGUUCUGCACUCGAAAUGGACCGCGACAAGGAUGACAAGUCUUCAAACACCGGAAUCGCGGGUGGAUUCGCGGCCUGCGUGACCCGUUUCAUCUGCCAGCCGUUGGAUGUGCUAAAAAUUCGCUUUCAAUUGCAAGUGGAACCGCUUAGUGAGGAUCACAUGACGUCCAAGUACCGCACGAUUGUGCAAUCGACCCGGCUAGUGUAUCAGGAGGAAGGUCUACGCGCUUUCUGGAAGGGCCACAAUCCGGCCCAGGUGCUCUCAAUUAUCUACGGCGUCUCGCAGUUUAGCUCCUACGAACACUGUAACGCUCUGCUGCGAAGAUUUGCGACCUUCGAGGAACACCACAACGUGCGAAACUUCAUGUGCGGUGCCCUGAGCGGAACCGUGGCCACUGUGAUUACGCUGCCGCUGGAUGUCGUUCGGACACGGCUCAUCUCUCAAGACAGAAACCGCGGGUACAAAAACUCCGUUCAAGGUCUCCGAAUGAUCUACAUGCAGGAAGGAAUUCGCGGAAUGUACCGAGGGUUGAGUCCCAGUGUGCUGCAAAUAGCCCCGCUUACGGGUGGUCAAUUCAUGUUCUACAACAUUUUCGGAAGUCUCUUCCGGAAGUACUUCAAAAGUGAAGCCACCGUCAAGGGAGAACCACUGCCCGCGAUAGAGCUGCUCAUCUGCGGCGGCCUAGCCGGAAUCUGCACCAAACUGAUGGUCUAUCCGCUGGAUUUAGCCAAGAAGCGAAUGCAGAUCCAGGGCUUCGCCAAGAGCCGACAAACGUUCGGGCGGCACUUUGUGUGCGGCAGCAUGGCCAAUUGUAUGUACAACAUCGUCAAGCAGGAGGGAUUCGUGGGCCUGUACAAGGGACUGCAUCCGGCGUUACUGAAGGCGUGCUUCAUGUCGGCGUUCUACUUUGCGAUCUACGACGAAAUGGUGUGGAUCCUGAACCACUGAUAAAGACUUCCCCGGACCAUCCCCGGGGAAGGGGCACGUCGUCCCGUUUCCAGCGCUCAGUACCUUUCGCACACCGGACGGAAGGCGGCCUGUCUGUUUCCGGGUUUUCGUUGAAGAACAGUGAACACAUUCUAUUCCUAUCGUUUUACUCGGCCGGUACGAUGGUGCCGCUCACCCGCCCGCGCGCUUCCUGUUCUGUCGUGUCUAGCUUACAACCAAAAAUAAUAAUUAAAUUACGAUUAAAGUUUAAGCCUAGCGGGGAGAGCUUCAGAAGCAGAGCCGGUAAUUGAAACUAUUUGCAAAAACAUGCGCGGGGUCAAUUGAAGAUUAUAUGCACACACUCUACUCUCUUUACGUGUUUAGUUAGUUAGGAGGUUUUAGGCUAGUGCUAGCUUUUGUUUUUUAGUGAGACUGAUGCGCAGGUAGCUCACACGACACACACACACACGAUUAGCUGUUAGCGUUUAACAAACUAGGCACAAGUGAAAGUUCGAAUGACGAGUAUUGAUUGUGUUGUAUGUGUUUUAUCCUAUUAACAGAAGAGAAAGAAGAAGAAGAAGUGUAGUUAGUGAUUUAUCGAAACCUUGAACGAAGCUCUCAGUGAUUAUGACUAAAUAUUUAUUUGUACUUAAAUGAACGCAACGUAUCGACUUUAUCUCAAGCGAAAGCUGUUUCGUUUUCUCCUUCUCUCCGAUAUUAUUGUUUUAUCCGAUUCUCAUUGCAAAACUGCGAGAAGAUGAAGUUUCUAACACUACCGACUACCGAAUUUAUGGGCGCUGGACACGUUGUGAUUGGGUUGUACUUGAAGAAAAGUGAAAAGUGAUCAUCAAGUGUAUAUUUUUCGUGAAACACAAAUGCAAAACAAACCGUAUUACUAAUCCACCAGACUUCCAUUAAGGCGAUAAGUAGAGCGAAAAUGUUGUAAUUUUACGAUAAACACCUACAAAUAAUCAGCUCAACAACACGUGACACGUAAACUAAACGUAUUUGAACAGUACAGGCUUACCGAACAGUAAACUUACCAGUGGAUCUGUGUUUAAAAA